Molecule: messenger RNA, 1056 nt
Organism: Fusarium sp. VM40
Lineage: Eukaryota; Fungi; Ascomycota; Sordariomycetes; Hypocreales; Nectriaceae
Source: the annotation of a GenBank genome assembly
AUGCAUCGCACCUAUUCUAUGCGCCAGACUCGGGCGCCUACUGCCUCUCAACUUCAGAACCCCCCACCACCUCCCUCGUCCACAAAGUCCGGUCGCCUCUUCAAGAGCAGCUUCGGGCAUGCUCUUCGCCGAAAUGCCGGAGGCGCCUUUGGUCCCGACCUGGCUAAGAAGCUCUCCCAGCUAGUUAAGAUGGAAAAGAACGUGAUGCGCAGCCUGGAGACCGUUGCCCGUGAGCGAAUGGAAGUAGCUCAACAAUUGUCCAUCUGGGGUGAGGCCGGCGAUGAGGAUGUUUCCGACGUUACCGACAAGCUGGGCGUGCUGCUGUACGAGAUUGCCGAGCUUGAGGAUCAAUACGUCGACCGAUACGACCAAUACCGAGUUACUAUGAAGAGCAUUCGUAAUAUUGAGGCAUCGGUUCAACCCAGCCGUGACCGCAAGCAGAAGAUUACCGAUCAGAUUGCUCAGCUCAAGUACAAGGAGCCCAACUCUCCCAAGAUUGUUGUUCUCGAGCAGGAGCUUGUCCGAGCUGAGGCUGAGUCUCUUGUUGCUGAGGCACAGCUUUCUAACAUCACCCGCGAGAAGGUUAAGGCUGCCUAUACCUACCAAUUCGAUGCUCUUCGUGAGCACAGCGAGAAGGUUGCUAUCAUUGCCGGCUACGGAAAGCAUCUACUCGAGCUUAUCGAUGAUACUCCUGUUACUCCCGGUGAAACUCGCCAGGCCUAUGACGGAUAUGAGGCUAGCAAGGCCAUCAUCCAGGACUGCGAAGAUGCGCUCACCAACUGGGUCUCUUCGAACGCCGUUGUUUCGUCCAAGCUCUCUACCCGCGCCCGUACGUUGUCUCAGCGACGUCGAAACAACAUUCGCAGAGGUGAGGGGCACGAUCUCUCCGGCCAGGAUAUGCCUCUUAACGAUGGCAGCUCUUGGACGGCUAGAGACCGUGACCUCGAUAGCGACGAGGAGGAGGAUGAGGAGGACGCCCGAGGUUCCAUCCUUGAUAGUGAUGGUGGUCUGAACGGCGAGUCUCGCGGACGCACACAGGAACCUCUCGCUGCAUAG